Messenger RNA from Medioppia subpectinata, 1206 nucleotides. The record is from the annotation of a GenBank genome assembly. NCBI's taxonomy places the organism in Eukaryota, Metazoa, Arthropoda, Arachnida, Sarcoptiformes, Oppiidae.
AUGGCGCGCGGACAGAUUUUGUUGACUGGCGUAGCGUUUGCUGUGAUCAUGGUGUUUGAUGUGGUAUAUGGUCUGCCCGAGUCAUCGGACACAAUGAAACGCACUUCCGAUUGGGGAGAGUCUAAACGCAACGGACCUGACGAGGAGGACCUGCCGCUGACUGUGCCGGCGCUGGACAGCCACCAGUCGAUUGUGUCGGUGACGACAUCGGUGUGGGAAUGGAUGGGAAAGGCGUUUGUAUUGGCUUUUGUGGUCUAUAUCUUGUAUAGACUGUCGAAAGAGGUGUUCCAGGAAUGUGUGGCCAAACGUAUGGGUUUGGGUGUUGUGUGGAAACCAUCGCCCGAUAACUGGGCUAUUAUUACGGGAGCUACCGACGGGAUAGGGUUGUCAUACGCCCACAACUUGGCCGAAAUGGGGUACAGUUUGCUCAUAAUAUCCCGCAACGACGAGAAACUACAACGAGUGCGCUCAGAUUUACUGUCGGCGAAUCGCGCAUGCGCCGAAGUCAAAACACUUUGCGUAGAUUUUACGCGUCCGGACAUUUACGAGCGGAUCCGCGAAACGUUGGCCACCCUAACCAACAUCGAUGUACUCGUAAACAACGUGGGCAUGUCCUACAAACGAUACGAAUACUUCCACAUGAUCGACGACCUAGAGCCAUUCAUAGACCAAAUAGUGAACUGCAACGUACUGGCCGUCACUCGCAUGCUGGCCAUAUGCCUGCCCCGUAUGGUUACCGCCCGGCGCGGUAUUGUCAUCAACGUUAGUAGUAUUACAGCUGACUGUCCCGUCCCGUUGCUGGCCGUAUACUCGGCCACCAAAGCCUACGUCGACUACCUGUCCCGGGCGUUGGAGAUCGAGUAUAGAGACACUCCGGGGCUGACCAUACAGUCGGCGGUGUUUGGCUUUGUGGCCACCAAAAUGUCAUCACUAAAGCCGUCGUUUGUGUGCCCGACUGCCGACGAAUCGGUGCGCGCAAUGCUGGCCACCGUAGGCAUUAAGGCCCGAACCCAUGGCCACUACGCCCAUCGACUGCAGAUUACUUACCUGGAGAUCAUAAGCUCGGUGUUGGGUGUGACCCGAGGCAGGCCUAUGGUGUGGUCCCAAUGGUCUUAUAAUUGGUUGGCAAAGUUUCGAUCUAGGUACUAUGAAAAGAGGGGACUCAAAGAUCCAUGGUUAACUGAUAAUCAGUGGUUGACUGUGUAA